Messenger RNA from Strongylocentrotus purpuratus (purple sea urchin), 1380 nucleotides. Its product is annotated as vesicle-associated membrane protein 4. The transcript has 7 exons. Gene Ontology annotation, biological process: Golgi ribbon formation; vesicle-mediated transport. Lineage: Eukaryota; Metazoa; Echinodermata; Echinoidea; Camarodonta; Strongylocentrotidae. The record is from RefSeq and is a predicted model, not a curated record. Gene Ontology annotation, cellular component: membrane. Bases 199 to 642 code for a protein of 147 amino acids.
AUUAAGCAAGUGUUUAUGUCUCAUCCGUGAGAAGCAAAAGGUUGGGCCUUGUUUUUACGGUUUAUUCAACUUUAUUUACGAUUUAUCCUCAAAAUGUUCCUGUCAUCGAUGUGUCCUUGAAGCCCAAGAGAAAAAGAUUAAGCCCAGAACCGUAUUCCACAAACUUCUGUUUCGGAAAAUGUUAAUAGAUUUGGAAAAAUGCCUCCAAAAUUUAAGCGACACCUUCGAAGCGGGGACCUUGCAGGUUCUAAUGAUGUUGAAAGGGUAAACUUGUUGGGUGAAUACCAUGAUGAUGAUGAAGAAGAAGAUUUCUUUUAUGAGCGGAGUCCUGUGCCAAAACCUGGACAAAGUAAUCAGAGUAGCUCCAAAGUACAAAAAGUUCAAAGUCAAGUAGAUGAAGUGGUAGGAGUAAUGAGAGGAAACAUGGAGAAGGUUAUGGACAGGGGAGAAAAGCUGGAAGAUCUAGAAGAUAAGACAGAGGACCUUAUGUUUAGUGCAUCCAUCUUUAAAGUUAGUGCCAAGGGUCUAAGGUCACAUUUCUGGUGGCAGCAAUGCAAGAUGCGGAUCCUGAUGCUAGUGGUGGUUGUUAUUAUCCUUCUCAUCGUUUUAAUUCCAAUCAUCUUAAAGACCAGGAAUAAGUAAAAUCGGCUGACUACUAGCAUGGCUAGUUUGAACGAAAGACAAAGAGGUUUGGAAUAGAUCAAGUUGUGAAAGGGACUACUGUAGAUCUGUAAAUAAUGAGAUCUGUUGUGUAUUCAAGCAAUAGAUCAUCAGAUCAUUAAUAGAAGAAAUUUUUGAUUAUUUGGGUUGUUUAUACAUGUACCAGAUACAUUCAUUUAGAGGAUGCAUAGUAAGGUUUUUAAUACUUUGGAGGCAAAAGAUACGUUCAGAAACAGAAGUGAUAAAUGAUGUGUUAAAGAUAUUCUUACUAAAUGUCUAUGUAUCAAAGACUUUAUGUACGCUCUACACGUACUUAUUUAUUGAAUUGUAGAGUUACGAGGGAUAAAAGCAGGGACUGUAGCCACCAUAUAUUUACAUAGAUUUUCAUAUUGAUUUUCAAAUAGAAUGGAAAUGAAAUUAAACAUGUAAGUUUUGAAAUGUCUGGUUUAUUUUGUAUAUUGUGCUCAUCUAUGAUGUGAAUAUUUUAUAAUUUUGCAUCACAUCAUACAGCAUCUCAUAUCUGAGAUAAGAACUUAUUUUAGUGCAAUACAUGUAGCAUUUUGAUGCAUUUAUAUUUUUAUUUACAUUUAUUGUAUGUAUAUAUGACAUACAUGUCAGCUGCCUGCUGUAUGUACAUGUUUAUUAAGGCCAUUAUGACCAUGUAUAGUUAUUCCAGUGGCAGUAGUUAUGGCCUUUAUUGCGGUCAUGCAGCAAGUAAAC